AUGCCAUUCCACGAUGGCGAGUUUGGCUUGCUGUACAUGAACCGGGACCGGUUUGACUUCAGCCUUCACUUUGAACAACUCUUCUUCUCUAUUCUUCCAUGCACCUUGUUUAUCGUAUGCUCACUAUGGCGCGCUAUCACUCUGUCACGCAAGCCCCUAAUGGUUCAUGCACCAAUCUUCCAGCUCAUAAAAUUGGGAGCUAUCAUAACAUAUGUUGGCCUUCAGAUCGCACUGCUGAUUCAAGUCGGCAUUGGUUCUUUCCAUGUCACCCCAAUCUUCAUCGCAUCUUCUGUUAUCAAUCUCUUAGCAGCGUUGGCUAUGGUGAUGAUCAGUUAUACUGACCAUAACAGGAGUCCACGUCCCUCAAUCCUCUUAAGCACCUUUCUGUUCCUGACUCUACUGUUUGACAUUGCUCAGUCCCGCACGCUGUUCCUCCUCUCUGAGAGUACACCAGAGAUUACCUACAGUGCUGUUUUUACAACCUCUUUGGCCGUCAAGGUCGUCAUUUUGUUCCUGGAAACCAAGUCUAAGAACAAAUGGAUAACAUGGGACAGAGAUGAGCAUAGUCCCGAAGAAACCAGCAGUAUCUUCUCACUCGGCGUCCUGUCAUGGCUAAACAGUAUUUUCCUGCAAGGUUACAGAUCGACACUUUCCAUGGAUGAUCUUUACCCUCUGGAUGUUGCUCUGCAUACCAAGGAACUCCAUGAUAGGUUCUUGGCCAACAUGGACUACAGCAAGCUCAAAGGAGAUAGCUACGGUCUCGUCAAAGUCCUCGCCAAGACUCUUAUUGUCCCUCUCCUCCUGCCAAUUCCUUUGAGACUCGCUCUUCUAGGCUUCACUUUCUGUCAACCAUUCUUCAUUGAGAAGCUGUUAGAUCAUCUUUCGCAGCCUGAAAUUGAAGCCAAUGUGGGAUAUGGUUUUAUAGGUGCUGCAAUACUGAUCUACCUUGGUAUGGCUGUCUCGGCAGCUCUUUGCUGGUAUCUUCAUCAACGCAUGAGAGCCAUGACUAGAUCCAUAUUGGUGACAGAAAUAUUUUCCAGAGCCACACAAGCCCGCAUCGGAGCAGAGGACCAUAACGCUGCUCUGACUCUGAUGAGUACUGACAUCGAAAGAAUCAGACUCGGUCUCAGAAUGCUGCAUAAUGUCUGGGCAGGCGUUAUACAGGCUGCCCUAGCUGCUUGGAUGUUGUAUAUCAGGUUGGGACUGGUCUUCCUGGUGCCAAUAGGAGUAGUUGUGGUAUGCUUCACUCUCUUGGGAGUUCUGGUAAACUUCACAGGAGAUUCCCAGAGAGCGUGGAUGACAGGUGUGCAGAAGCGCGUCAGCUUGACGGCCACAGUCAUUGCUGGAAUGAAGAACCUCAAGCUUUCCGGUCUGGCUUCCACUGUGAGCUCCUUCGUCCAGAACUUACGAGUGGAGGAGCUUGCUGCUGGUGCUCGGUUUCGAAAGAUCUUCAUUGUAGCCGCGAUGCUUGGCUUCACACCCAUGCUCAUCAGUCCUCCACUGACCCUUGCCUUUACUCGGGCUUCACUUGAUACCUCAAAGGUCUUCACGAGUCUGGCAUUUUUGAUGCUCCUUACCAAUCCCCUCUCUCAAAUCUUCACCUCCAUACCCGAGCUCGUCUCUGGAAUCGCCUGCAUUGGUCGAAUCCAGGCCUUUUUGGAAUGCGAGACUCGUCAUGACUUCCGCCAAGUCCUGUCGGAUCGCAAGAAGAAUCUCAGUUUCACUGAAGUUGAAGCAGACACGGGAAGCUCAGAAAUCGAAACGGCACCCGACUCUACCAUGAUCAGUAUAAAGAAUGGCAGUUUUGGCUGGAAGGAAAAUGUCUUUGUUCUUCAAGAUAUCAAUGCACACAUCAAAAAGUCUUCUCUUACCAUGGUAAUUGGGCCAGUAGGUUCCGGAAAGUCAACCUUCUGCAAGACCCUUCUGGGUGAAAUACCAUUGAGCCGAGGGAGUGUAGUGUUGAGUAUGAGAUACCCUCGUAUCGGGUUCUGUGAACAGACUGCUUUUCUGUGGAAUGGAACCAUUCGCGAUAACAUACUUGGCUUUUCGCUCUAUGAUGAAAAGAGAUACAAUUCAGUCAUCCAGGCCACAGAAUUGUCAGUAGACUUUGCCGAACUCGCCCAGGGAGAUCAAACCAACGUCGGAUCGGAUGGCAUUACCCUGUCAGGAGGUCAAAAGCAGCGUGUUUCCUUAGCGCGUGCCUUGUAUCUAGAGUCCGACUUGGUGAUACUGGACGAUGUGUUCAGCGGUCUCGAUGCAGAUACAGAGCUGCACGUUUUCCAACGAGUAUUUGGACCGGGAGGCUUACUUAGAGGGAGACACACGACUGUUGUAUUGUGUACUCAUAGCGUUCGCUUUCUCCCAUUCUCUGACCACGUCAUCGCACUUGGAGAUAACACUAUCAAGGAGCAAGGCAGCUUCAAGGAACUUGCCGAGCAAGGAGGUUACGUCAAGAGUCUCGGCAUACGUGAUUCAACUGGCGGUGACGAGAGCGACGCUGCGUCUGAAACAGAAGCCUCAAAAGAACGGACUGAAGCACAAAUGGAUGCGCAAGGCUCACCAGACGGGUCCCCAGGAGCCCAAGUCAACGUCGAUGACCCGAACCGUGCAACGGGCGACAAGGCAGUUUAUAAGUACUAUUUCCUGAGCAUGGGACUCUUGGUAGCAUUCUGCUGUUUCUUCUUGGCUGCGCUCUGGGGCUUCUUUACCAAUUUCCCCACCAUUUGGAUUAAAUUCUGGACUGAUGAUAUAUCAUCGGACACCCGAAGUCACUCUCAUGCUUACUAUGUCGGCAUAUACGCGUUGUUGCAGGUCUCUGCUUUGAUCUCUUUGCUACUUCUCGGCAUCACUCUUUUUAUUGUGUCGAUCAAGAGAGCUGGUGCUAAUCUCCAUCAUGAUACACUCACAACGUUGAUCCAGGCCCCCUUGUCCUUUUUCACACACACCGACACCGGCGUUAUUACCAAUCUGUUCUCACAAGAUCUAAAUCUGAUUGAUACUGAACUUCCAGAUGCUUUGUUGAACACCUUGUUCUGUGUUUUCCAAGCCCUCGGACAAGCUGCAGUUAUGCCAAUCUCAUCGGCAUACUUGGCUAUUAGUUAUCCGUUCCUGGCUGUGAUACUCUACUCCAUUCAAAAGUUCUAUCUAAGGACUUGGAGACAGCUAAGGCUGCUAGAUCUCGAGGCUAAAAGCCCCUUAUACACCCAUUUCAUGGACACCGUGAGGGGCAUCACGACUCUACGGGCUUUCGGCUACAUCUCCGAUGAAGUGUCUAAGAAUGCUAGGCUACUCAAUAGAAGCCAACAGCCCGCCUACCUUCUUGCCAUGGUGCAAGAGUGGCUGAAUCUCGUCUUGGACAUGAUAGUCAUGCUACUGGCAGCAGUAUUAACGAUACUUGUAGUGAGGCUGCACUCAAAUUCAGGGUUUACAGGUGCUUCUUUGGUUACUCUUAUGAGUUUCGGAGAAAGUCUAUCUGGUAUCGUCAUUUACUACACACGCCUCGAAACAUCCAUAGGCGCCAUCUCCAGGCUCAAGACUUUCAAUACAACAGUCAAACCUGAGGGUAAAGAGGGAGAGGACAUGGUGCCCCCUGAGAAUUGGCCACAACAUGGCAGCGUGGAACUGAACAACAUUUCAGCGAGCUAUCAGAUGGAGAGCGACAGCGCUGAUGAGCCUGAUUUGGCUCUUGAUAACGUUUGCCUGAGCAUCAAGCCAGGAGAGAAGGUGGCCAUUUGCGGCCGGACAGGCAGUGGCAAAUCAAGUCUUGUAUCCUUGCUGCUGAAACUCCUCGAUCCUCUGCCAGGCACCCCCAAUGAAGGUAUUCUGAUUGAUGGUCUCCCACUUAACAGGCUGGACAGACGUGUUCUUCGUCAACGAGUCAUUGCGGUGCCUCAGGAGGCCGUUUUCUUGCCUGAUGGCGUGACUUUUAAAGAGAAUCUGGACCCUUCAGGCCUCUCAACCCCGGAUGAAUGCAAAUCUGUUCUUAUAGAUAUCGGGUUAUGGGACUUUGUUCAGGGUCGUGGCGGUAUCGACGCUGGCAUGACGUCUUCAACUCUUAGCGGAGGUCAACGACAGCUCCUGUCGAUGGGACGUUCUUUGCUACGACGCCGAGCCCGAGCACAGAAGACAACAGGCCAUGGGAGUGUGACAGAAAAGAUGGAGGACCAAGGUGGCUUACUGCUGCUCGACGAAGUUAACUCCAGUGUCGAUCAGGACAUGGAACUCAUCAUCAAGCGGAUCAUCGAGACUGAGUUUGACGCAUACACGGUGAUUGCCGUAAGUCACCGUCUGGAUAUGAUUAUGGAUUUUGAUACGGUCGUGGUCCUUGAUACUGGGAAGCUUGUUGAGGUUGGAAAUCCUCGGGCGUUGGCUAGCACAGAAGGAAGCAGAUUCGCUAGUCUUGUAAGGGCUGGGGGAAAGUAG
Fusarium mangiferae is the source of this 4422-nucleotide messenger RNA. RefSeq lists its product as uncharacterized. The record is from RefSeq and is a predicted model, not a curated record. Lineage: Eukaryota; Fungi; Ascomycota; Sordariomycetes; Hypocreales; Nectriaceae. Gene Ontology annotation, molecular function: ATP hydrolysis activity; ABC-type transporter activity; ATP binding. The transcript has 8 exons. The coding region runs from base 1 to 4422 and encodes 1473 amino acids. Gene Ontology annotation, biological process: transmembrane transport. Gene Ontology annotation, cellular component: membrane.